Molecule: messenger RNA, 1470 nt
Organism: Talaromyces proteolyticus
Lineage: Eukaryota; Fungi; Ascomycota; Eurotiomycetes; Eurotiales; Trichocomaceae
Product: acid phosphatase precursor
Exons: 3
Coding region: 88-1338 (416 amino acids)
Biological process (GO): phospholipid catabolic process
Molecular function (GO): hydrolase activity, acting on ester bonds
Source: RefSeq, a predicted model, not a curated record
GUCCGAAAACCACCAUUUGACGUGCAGUGUUAGACGAGUUCGUCAUUCUACUUACCAUUCGAAGGCUAGCUACUACACGUAGACAAAAUGUUUAAUCAGGCAACAUUCACGGCGGUAAUGGCCAGCUUGGCCAUUACCAUGGCGCAGACCUCCACAGAGCAAUAUCCUUCAGCAGCAGAAAUUGCGGCUGCCCAGGCCUCUGUCAAGCCAUACUCUCCUGUUUCCAAAGUGCAUGGGAAGGCAUUCAGCCGAUUUGUUGAUAUCUGGCUCGAAAACACCGAUUACACCACUGCUGCUCUUGAUCCCCAUUUAUCUGCCUUGGCCAAACAAGGAAUUCUCUUGGAGAAUUACUUUGCAGUCACCCAUCCUUCGGAGCCGAACUACUGCGCUUCCGCCGGUGGUGACACAUUUGGCAUGGACAAUGAUAACUUCAACCAGAUCCCAGCAAACGUUUCGACGAUUGCGGACCUAUUUGACACUAAGAAGGUUGCAUGGGGUGAGUACCAAGAGGAUAUCCCUUAUCCUGGUUACCAGGGUUUCCGUUAUCCUGAAAGCGGUGCCAACGAUUACGUACGCAAGCAUAACCCCCUGAUUCUCUUUGACUCGGUCACGAACGACCCUACUCGUUUGCGUCAGAUCAAAAAUUUUACCACCUUCUAUCAAGACCUUGAACAUCACACCUUGCCUCAGUACAUGUUUAUCACCCCAAACAUGACUAAUGAUGCCCACGACACCAACGUCACCUUCGCUGGCACCUGGACCCAUAACUUCCUCACUCCGUUACUGGAAAACGAGUACUUCAUGGAAGACACCCUCAUCCUGCUCACUUUCGACGAGUCUGGAAACUACACCAAACCUAAUAGAGUGUACAGCUUCUUGCUAGGUGGUGCGAUCCCGAAGCACCUUAAGGGCACCAGUGACUCGACAUUCUAUACACACUACUCUGUGAUUGCAUCUCUCUCUGCCAACUUCGGUCUUCCAUCACUUGGCCGAUGGGAUUGUGGCGCCAACCUUCUCUCUCUUGUAGCCGAGGAAACAAAUUACAUCAACUAUGAUGUCGACUAUACCGAUCUCAAUCUGAAUGUGACGUAUCCUGGCCCCGAAUCAGCUAAUGUGUACUCAAAGUAUACUGAUGUCUGGCCUAUUCCAUUAACCUCUGGAUCGUGUUCUGCUGGGCAUGGUAUCCUCGAUAUCGUGAAAAGGACCUAUCGUGGAAAAGAGGCCACUUAUAAUUAUACCAGUCCUAUACCUUACGAUGCUAAAAGCGGAAACAAUGUCGGACUUAAAUACAGUCGCAAAUUGCACAACGGCAGGAUCGAACACUAUGAAACCGUUUGAGCUCUGCCUUCUUUGACAAUCUGGUGAUAAAUCGUGACACCGAAAAAAAGAGUUCUAAGAAUAUUCCUCGCUGUAAAAGAACAAAAUAAUCAGCCAAAACGGUCUUCUCGCUUUUAAAAAUAAUGAUUUCUU